This is a messenger RNA of Hemibagrus wyckioides, 5370 nucleotides long. It is a transcript of the gene slc6a1a, whose product is annotated as solute carrier family 6 member 1a. Gene Ontology annotation, cellular component: cell surface; plasma membrane; axon. Bases 622 to 2451 code for a protein of 609 amino acids. Gene Ontology annotation, biological process: neurotransmitter transport; sodium ion transmembrane transport. The transcript has 15 exons. NCBI's taxonomy places the organism in Eukaryota, Metazoa, Chordata, Actinopteri, Siluriformes, Bagridae. The record is from RefSeq and is a predicted model, not a curated record. Gene Ontology annotation, molecular function: gamma-aminobutyric acid:sodium:chloride symporter activity.
GAUGACAUUGGUGUGAUGUAGGUGGAGUUGAAGGAGUGUGUGUGUGUGCACGUGUGUGUGUUUCCCGCUUGUUGGUAUUUCACACACACGCUACAGCGUCGCUGUUUCUGCUCCUCUGGACUGAACAUGUUCAUCAGCCUCUGGAUCGUCACACACACUCGCACACACACGCUCUCACACUGGCACACACUCACUCGCACACACACACUCUCACACACACUCGCGCUCCUUCCCCCCUUCCCUCAGGAACAUUUUGGAUCUUUGCUUCAAAUGUCUUUGCUUUAAUGGGAAUAAUACACCUUUAUAUUCUGAGCAAUACUGCAAGUUUCCAACUCUGGGAGAAUCCUACAGAACCUGCAGAACCUGCAGAACCGUUUACAUGAGGAAAAGAGAAGCUUUUUGCAGGAUAAUCAGAGCUGGCUGUGAACGGUAACUGAAGAGCUGCUGUGUGACGCCUCACAUCCAUUUUAAACCUCACAAAACUCGAGGAUCUGAAAAGAAAAUUAUUUUAAAUUUUUAAAAAACCCUAAAAAGAGUGCGAAGCUGCUGUCUACGUGGACCGGAGCUGAAGUCUCGCGCCUCGCGGCCAAGAGGAGCUUGAGCUCAGCCAAAUCCAGAGAAAUGGCGACAAACGGCGCUAAAACUGCCACGUCGGACGGACAGGUGGCGAUGGAGAUGAACGAGGUCACGACCCAUGACAGAGUCAAACCAGAGGAGGUGCAGGAGGAACACAACGACGACAAGAAGAAGAAGAACAAGGAUAUUCCUGACAGGGAAACGUGGGUGGGGAAGUUCGACUUCCUUCUGUCUUGUGUAGGAUACGCCAUCGGGCUGGGGAACGUCUGGAGAUUCCCGUACCUGUGUGGGAAAAACGGUGGAGGCGCUUUCUUGAUUCCUUAUUUUCUGACCCUCAUAUUUGCCGGAAUGCCCCUGUUCCUCCUGGAGUGUGCGCUGGGUCAGUACACGUCCAUCGGCGGACUUGGGGUGUGGAAGUUGGCGCCGAUGUUCAAAGGAGUGGGUCUGGCUGCAGCAGUGCUCUCCUUCUGGCUCAACAUUUACUACAUCGUGAUCAUCGCUUGGGCUUUGUACUACCUGUACAACUCCUUCACCACCGAGCUUCCAUGGAAAUCCUGCAGCAAUCCAUGGAACACAGAGAGAUGCUUCACAAACUACAGCAUUGUGGACACCACCAACCUGACCAGCGCCGUCAUGGAGUUCUGGGAACGCAAUGUACAUAACAUCACUGAGGGUUUGGAGAAACCGGGGCAGAUCCGCAUCCCGCUAGCCAUAACGCUGGCCAUUGCUUGGGUCCUGGUUUACUUCUGCAUCUGGAAGGGUGUUCGCUGGACUGGAAAGGUGGUGUAUUUCUCAGCCACGUAUCCCUACUUCAUGUUAUUUAUUCUGUUCAUCCGCGGAGUCACGCUUCCCGGAGCCAAAGAAGGGAUCCUGUUCUACAUCACACCUGAUUUUGAGAAGCUUAAAGAGUCUGAGGUCUGGCUGGAUGCUGCGACGCAGAUCUUCUUCUCGUACGGUUUGGGGCUUGGCUCUCUGAUCGCGCUCGGCAGCUACAACCCUUUCAACAACAACGUUUACAGAGACUCUGUCAUCGUGUGCCUUAUAAACUCAUCCACCAGUAUGUUUGCUGGAUUUGUCAUUUUCUCCAUCGUGGGUUUCAUGGCUCAUGUGACUAAGAGAUCGAUAGCUGACGUAGCUGCUUCAGGUCCAGGCUUGGCGUUUUUAGCGUAUCCUGAAGCUGUGACACAGUUACCUAUCUCCCCGCUGUGGGCCAUCCUCUUCUUCUCCAUGCUGCUCAUGCUGGGAAUCGACAGCCAGUUCUGUACAGUAGAAGGCUUCAUCACCGCCCUGGUGGACGAGUUCCCGGCGCUCCUGAGGAAAAGACGAGAGAUUUUCAUUGCGUGUGUGUGUGUCGUGUCCUAUAUAAUCGGCCUCUCCAACAUCACACAGGGCGGCCUUUACGUCUUCAAACUCUUCGAUUAUUACUCUGCCAGCGGCAUGUCUCUUCUCUUCCUGGUUUUCUUUGAGUGCAUCUCCAUCUCCUGGUGUUACGGUGUGAAUAAAUUCUACAGUAACAUCGAGGAGAUGAUCGGAUAUAAACCCUGCAUAUGGUGGAAACUCUGCUGGGUUUUUUUCACUCCUCUGGUUGUUGCAGGAGUCUUUCUGUUCAGCGCCGUCCAAAUGGUUCCUCUCAAAAUGAAUAACUACGUGUUCCCAGCAUGGGGCCAGGGGGUCGGCUGGCUCAUGGCUCUCUCCUCCAUGAUCCUCAUCCCAGGAUACAUGGCUUACAUGUUCCUCUCCACCAGGGGAAGAUCUAAAGAGGAAGCGAAGAAUCAGGAGAACAGACCUGAGCUGCAGCAGCAGGGUGAAAAUGCCAUCACCGUGUACCCCAGCAACGCACACGCCCCCAACACCGAGCAAUCACCGAGCGUGUAAACGCCCCCAACACCGAGCAAUCACCGAGCGUGUAAACGCCCCCAACACCGAGCAAUCACCGAGCGUGUAAACGCCCCCAACACCGAGCAAUCACCGAGCAACAGCACACAGGACUUCCAUCUUUCUACAGUAAUAGAGUCAUCUACCUCCAGGGGCCAAUCACCAUCCACUUCAAUCGUAAUAAUAAUAAUAAUAAUAAUAAUAAUAAUAAUAAUAAUAAUAAUAAUGCAGUUGUAAAGGUUAAAAACACAAAGGCAACGUGUGUUAGUGUUGGAAAAAAGGAAUUUUUAAAAAAAAGCGUUCUGUAGACGAGUGUUAAAGCCGUGAGUCGCGUCCGAGGUCCGAGCUUCAUGCCGAUAAACACAAUACUGUGACCAUAAAGAGGGUCAGACACACCUUCAUCACCUUUCAUCCUUUCUACAGUGUAAUAAUGAAUACAUUAAAGCAGUUUUAUUUUGGAAUAUUUAAUUUAAUUUAAAAUUACAUUAAAAUUUAAUAUUUAAUUUUGCAGUAUUUGUCCUCUACAUUUUUAGAGGCAUUCUUUUUAAAUUAAUUUCAUUUAAAUUUAAUUUCGUUUGAAAGUCAUUUCCGAUUAUUUUCUGAAUCUCUUUGGUGUUUUGUAAUCAUUUUUGACAAAUUUCAACCUUUUGUCCUCUGGAUAUUAAACUGACCCUAUUUUGAAGGAGGACUAAUUUAAAUUCAGUAUUUAUUGUGCACACGUCUUUCUUAAUAAAGACGAUCAUGCAGUGAGAGAGUGUAAAUGAACAUAAACAAUUUACAGGCUAUGGUUUUUAAUGAUAUGAUAUUCUGACAUUUUGGGGUUUGCUCAGUUAUUGUGAUGUGAAAACAGGAUAUCGGCUAGUGGAGAUAAAAGAAGAAAAAGCAACGUCGACAUGUAAUUAAUAUUAAAUGGACUUUAAGUGUAGAACGUGAGAACAUGAGAGCCGAGCUGUACUGUAACCAUGAGCGUUAUUCUCUGAUAUCAAGCACAAAGCCCUUGGAACUCGUUUAUUCGUCAUCUGAUAUUUUUGUUAGAGAGACUGUUACUAUUUUAUUUUUCUGGAAAAUAGCAAAAAAAAAGAAAACUGCUAGAAAAUCUAUUGUAUGUGAUCCAAUCCAUUUUUAGAGACUUUUUAGGAUGUUUUGUACUUUAAUGUUGUGAUCGAGGACCAAAAGCAAAAACAUAUCUAUGCCAUUCAGUGUGUAGAUAAAACAGGACAGGGUAAAGAAUAUUAAAUAUAUAAAAAAUAAAAUAAAGGAAAAAAACAGGGUUUAUAGUGUCAGCAUCUGUCUGUUGAUCAGUCGCCGUCCACCUCAGUCCUGUUUAUCUACUCCUGCUUCUGAGACGAAGAAAAAAUCUGGGAAUUAACUGAUGAAGGAACAAAUUUCUGAGUUCAGAGAAACUGAAUUCAUGAUGCCUGAAAAAAGUCAACAAAUUUUCAAAAUGCAACCCUUUUUUUAUUUGUAAAAGUCAAAAUGUAGGAAAUUCAUCUAAAACAAAUAAACAAACAAACCUGGAUUUAAUCAGAACUGAGUUCUGGCCAAUCAGAAUACAUCUCUGACAUCACAAAAGUCCAGGAUUCGGACUCUUAUUUCUGGACAAUUGGACAAUUAACGUCCAUCAUCUAACGCUGGCACUGUGGAGAAUUAACGAUUAAAAAUAAAUAACGAUCCAAAAAUAUUUGGAAUCAAAUUUCAUAAGUUUAUUGGUUGUUAAAUUGUCCCUCUGCAUACAAUAAUUUUUGUUUAUACGUAAAUAUAAAUACACUCUCUAAAUUAUUUGUUCAACUUUCUAAAAGAAUGAUUUGUAAUGAUUGUGAUGAUAGUUUUUUGAAAGUGCAUUUUUUAUUAGACAGAAACAUCAGACCUGAGAUGUGUUCUGAUUGGCUGAGAUUUUCCAUAACUGAAUUUCUAAUUAAUUAGAAAAUUAGAAAAUUCUUUAACAACAAAAAAACAAAAAUAAAAACACCAUACAUUUUUUUUACAGCAUGCAAUCUGCUACUGCUCUGAUUUCAUACUUAUUUUAAAACAUUUAGUUAAUUAAUUCAUUUGUUGAUUGGCUGAUUAAUUGAUGAAUACAUUUCCAGUAAAUUUUUACUAAACAUGAUGAUGAUGAUGAUGAUGUAAAAUUGUAGUUUAAUUUAUGUGCCAAACUGUUAGACCAUAUCUGUGAAGCAAACAAAAAAAAGUGCACCUCUGUGAACGUUUACAAUGCAAAACUUAUAACUUGGAAUUUUCUGGAAAAGCACAAGUAGGAAUUCUGUGUUUCUGAGGUUGAGAUCAAGAAAAUGGAGUUUUGUGCAAAGGUUUCCCUGUGUGGAGAGGCGGAGUUUAUGAGAAUUCUGUGCUCUGCUCCGUGUCAGUGGGCGGAGUUAGGUAGAAUUGGGCUGAAUUAGGUGGAGUUAGGAUGAUGAUGAAGAUGAGGAUGAUGAUGACGUGUUUGUGUUUACGGCAGCUACGUGUGAGAGUUUCAAUCAGAAGCUGUUUACUCUUCAGACAAAAGCACCUACGAAAUGUGACACGGCUACGUCCUGUGAGAUUUGUAUAAAACUUCCUAUUUCCUCUUCUGGAGCUUUGUUGUAAACUGGUGUGGUUAAACCUGUACCCGUGAGCGUCUGUAACUCUCUCUUUCUGGAAGUUUCUGUCUAAAUGUUCUGAAACAUCUGAAAAAUAAAACCGCUGUUUGUUUUCCUGCAAUAAUAUUUUGAUCUCUGAAGGCGAAGCACAUAUCUUACGAGAAGUAAAAAAUGAAAGAUAGAAUUUGUCUAGUAAUAAAAUAAUAUUGUUUUGUAUAUUUUUAACUGUAACACUGCCUACAGUAUGUUAAACACACAGGAUCUGUAUUUAAAUGGUGUCGUAUGAUAAAGCACGAUUGUCAUGUUCUAAAUAAAAUGUACGAAUAAAGAAGAUUAAACAUGA